AGGAGCAGCGACGAAUCAGCGCUGAGAUUAUUAAACUUGUAUAUUGAUGUUUCACAUUCCGGUUUAAAAAGAUGUCGCUGAGUCGGGGUAUCGGCAGUGUCGAGUACAUGAAAAAGAAGAUACCGACAAACGCAAAGUAUGAACACGUCAAAACUAAGCUGGACACAGGAUGCAGUCUUACAAAGUUGUUGGAGAAACAGGAAGAGGAUAAAAAAUAUUGCCGGUACCGAAAGGAUGACAUCUUUAAACGGCUAAAGGUGACAACAUUUGCACAAUUAAUACUUCAGGUAGCCUCUGUUUCAGAGCUGAGCGAGAAUGGUGGCGAAUCACAUGGUCCAGAAGAUGGUCUGUCUGUGGUGUCUGAUGCAGACCUGGAGUGUCUGUCUGAUCGCACCCCCAGCUCCCCACAGAUGUCGCCGCUGUCAGAUCAUCAGGAUGCAGGAGACACCAAGGAAAUCUCUUCUGCCAGGUCAACACUUCUGAGUGUCAUCAGCGGUGUAGGCGAGCUGAACGUCGACAGGGACAAUCAGACGAUGGUGAAUGAGUCCAUCCCUGAGGCGACUGGCAGGCCCUACCCCGACUGCCCCUACCUGCUGCUGGACGUACGGGACCGUGAGCAGUACGACCGCUGCCACAUCAUCAGUGCGCAUAGUUUUCCCGUCGCCAUGUUGACUCGGACAAUGAACCCCUACACCAAAGAAGUGCUGGAAUACAAAAAUGCAGCGGGGAAGAUCAUCAUCGUGUAUGAUGAGGAUGAAAGGAUAGCCAGUCAGGCAGCUAACACCAUGUGCCAACGAGGAUUUGAGAAUGUGUUCAUGCUCUGUGGAGGUCUUAAGAUAAUCGCUCAUAAAUUUCCCAGUGGAAUGACAACGGGCUCCAUCCCUACAUCCUGCCUGCCCAGCACAACGUCAGCGAAGGGGAGGAAAUGCUCUGCACCUCAACAUCCAGCACAGGCAGCAGAGAAGAGGUGGCGGUUCACAUCAGAUGAGCUGGCCAAGAUUCAGGAGCAGAUGGAGGAAAUACUCAUCCCCAGUAACUCCAACAGUCGCAUGAGCAGCCGGAUGUCGACCAGCAGCUCGCACUCUAAAGCGUCCAGUCGUCAGAGUUCUGGGAGAGGCAGCAGCAGGGUUCAAAGCAGCAGAGCCUGGAAAUAACCCCCACCCUCCCUCAAGCACACAAAUAUACACAAACAUACCUCCAACACAAAGUCCAUUUAUUUCAGGUUACUUCCGUCCAGCUCUAUUUGUGUAAAGAAACAACUCUGGCUGCAAAAUACAGUCAAAGGUGGACAAGAUAGACCAGAACUAUCUAACUGCAGCUCAGCUACUAUUUACUUUCUGGUGCCUGCUACCAUCUUUUACUCCACAAUGUCCUGUGAAUGUUGAAAGUGGCUUAUUAAAGUUAGCUUUUCAGCUCUGGAAAUUGGGAUGGUGAUUGUCAGUACAACAACUUGUAUAUUUAAACCUGACAUCUGGACAACGGUAUGGUAUUUACUUAUGGAGCUUUAUGUCCGAAAGUAGUAUUUUCCUCUUGAUGUCCUUUUUAUUGUUUUAAUCAGUGAUGUACAUUUGACAGUUUGCACCGUGCCUCGUCUGUGAACCUGAGAACUGAGGGCUCUUUUUGCACUCCUUGUAACACUACGAAUCUGCACAGAUAACACUUAUUUCUGCUGAUGACCUGUUCAGGUAUGGCAUUACUAACAUGAUCCUUUUAUUUCGGGAGACAGAGUACUGGAAUGUUAGUAUGACAUGAAGGACAUGCUGGGAAUCUGUAUUGCCUGAGUUGUAACGUAUUGUAGAAAUAAUGUUACAGAGCUUGUUCCAUUUUGUAAAGUUCAGGAACGUUUGCUGUAUUUUUGUAACGUGUCAUGACAGUAUACAGACAGCCUUUAGAUGCAGACGUUUUGCAUCUGCUCUUGUUGUCUGUGUGCUUUUGUCAAAAGUGCUAUGAGCUGUUUAGACUGACUGAUUGGUUGAGGCCUUUGUACAGAAAUGUGUGCAUACAACAAAAUCACAGUGUCACUAUAGGAUUCAUUUCCUACAUGUAUAUUUUAAGAGCAGUAUUGCUGAUUGGUGGCCUUCUGUUUUUUUGUCGUGCUAGUGGUUCUUGCAUGUGCUUUAGCUGAAGACUUUCACACAGCUUCCAGUGAAGUGCGCUUCUCUUCAGCCUUUGUAGUGAGCGAUGCGUUUUCACCAUCAGUCUUAACCUCAUGGUUUUAUUUGUAAAUGAAUGUCAAAUAAUGUGUUUGCUGUAUCAGAAUGGACCAAGUGAUUAAAUUAUUGUGGAAUUUACUUCAGAACAGACUCUUUAAUGUGUGCAGCAUCAUAUUUUGUUUUGUAAUAUUUAAUUAAAGCCUCCAGUACUCA
Messenger RNA from Acanthochromis polyacanthus (spiny chromis), 2366 nucleotides. It is a transcript of the gene cep41, whose product is annotated as centrosomal protein 41. NCBI's taxonomy places the organism in Eukaryota, Metazoa, Chordata, Actinopteri, Pomacentridae. Gene Ontology annotation, biological process: cilium assembly; protein polyglutamylation. Bases 72 to 1154 code for a protein of 360 amino acids. The transcript has 11 exons. The record is from RefSeq and is a predicted model, not a curated record. Gene Ontology annotation, cellular component: ciliary basal body.